CUGGAGCAGCAAGCGGCGGUGCUUCACUGGCUCUCAGUGCGGGAAUACAGCAGCGGAGAGCGGCAUGGACACGGAAGGGAGCCCGAGCAGCCUGUCGUCCGUCACGGACAACUCCCCCCACGACCCCUGCAAAAUGUUCAUCGGGGGUUUGAGUUGGCAGACGACACAAGAGGGCUUGAAGGACUACUUCUGCAAAUUUGGAGAGGUGAAGGAGUGUAUGGUGAUGCGCGAUCCCGUCACCAAGAGGUCGAGGGGGUUUGGGUUCGUCACAUACGCAGACCAGGCCGGAGUGGAAAAGGUGCUGGCCCAAAACAGACACGAGCUGGACUCCAAAACAAUCGACCCAAAAGUGGCUUUUCCCCGCCGUGCUCAGCCAAAGUUGGUCACCCGGACAAAGAAGAUCUUUGUCGGAGGACUGUCAGUCAACACCACCAUUGAAGAUGUGAAGCAAUACUUUGACCAAUUUGGAAAGGUUGACGAUGCCAUGCUUAUGUUCGACAAAACAACCAACAGACACAGAGGAUUUGGUUUUGUCACCUUUGAGAACGAAGAUGUGGUCGAGAAAGUGUGUGAGAUUCAUUUCCACGAGAUCAACAAUAAAAUGGUAGAGUGUAAGAAAGCACAGCCAAAGGAGGUGAUGACGCCUACAAGUUCGGCCAGAGGUCGAUCCAGAGUGAUGCCCUAUGGGAUGGAUGCCUUCAUGCUGGGCAUUGGCAUGCUUGGCUACCCAGGCUUCCAGACCACCACCUACACCAGCCGCAGUUACUCUGGAAUUGCGCCUGGUUACGCCUACCAGUUCCCAGAAUUCCAUUUAGAGAGGACCCCCCUCCUGACAUCUUCCCACCCCCCUGAGCUGACAGCCAUUCCCUUAACUGCAUAUGGACCAAUGGCAGCAGCGGCAGCAGCAGUUGUUAGAGGUGCCACCCCUUCUCGCGCAGCUGGAUUUCUGAGCACCAGCAGCCCUGGACCAAUGGCUGAUUUGUACGCUGCAGCAAAUCAGGACUCAGGAGUAAGCGGCUACAUCAGCGCGGCUAGCCCCGUCCCCAGCACAGGGUUCGGCCAUGGUCUAGGGGGUCCUCUGAUUGCUACUGCGUUCACUAAUGGCUACCACUGAGAUGACUCCGGUCAUAGAUAUUUGGGGGCUUCUUUUCUGCUGAUGAGCCAAUCAAAUGCUGAGUGCCCAUUGGCGGCACAACCUGAUUGGCUGGCUGCAGCUCUGCCUGGCUGUCCCGUGGCUCCACCCACCAUGGGAAUAUCUUUUUAAAAACCUGAACUCUGUUUUUGCUGUACUAAUCUCACAUGAACAUAAUAUCCCAGUGUGUCCUCAUGGAUCUUCAUUAGACCCCACAAAUAUCCAUUACUUUCUUUUGAAACUGAGAAAACUGAAAAAAAAGGCUCUGGUGAAACUGUCAUUUUUGACAAAGCCACAGAGGACUAUUUUCUUCUAAUUUUUACUGUAUUUCACUGUGUUAUAUUGCAUCAUGAAAUCAUUGAAAGAUGUUUCUGAUAAAACACACCAGGCACAAAGGUUUGUUUUCUUUAAAAACCCUUUUUAACAUACAAAGAACAAACCCAACAACAAGUCAUUUUUCUAAGCAUCAUGGAAACACAGGAAAAAAAUGUAUAUUUUGAUAGACUUUAAAAACAAACCUUUGUAAUAUUGUUAUUAAUAUUGACAUAAUAUGAUAAUCUGUGAGGUAUUUUAUUCUGUUAUUGGUUUUAAAGCAAUGUUUUUAUGUCUUCCUGUAAGAUAUUGUACAUAGACUUUGGGAUGAAGGGGCAGGGCGGGUGAGGGACUACUGAACCAGCUGGCAUGUAAUUGGUUGGUUUGGAGAGGAUCAGCUUCUAUUUCACUGAAAGUCAUCUUUAUGAAAUGAUAUGUGGUCAUCUCACUACUUAUUACACAAGAGUAAACUUGUGUACGUUAUUGGCCAUUCCUCUCCAGCAUUGACGCAGUGUGACACUGUUGAUGAUAAGACAUUACUUCCAGGGGUUUGUCUGGCAUUCAUGUUCUUUUACAAUGUCAUCACAUUUUUAAUGUUUUUCUGGAACCAGCAGCUAUGUUUUUUUUUUUUUUUUUUGAAUGGCGGUGAACCCAAUUUCUUGCAUCUGCAUGAAAAACUAUUUUAGAUUAAGAUGAUGGACUAAUUUCAAAUUUAAACCGAAGAAAUCAGGGUUUGGUUGGGAGGGGGGGGGGGGGGGAAUUUAACUUGACAUUGUGGGAUUUUUUUUUUUUUUUCAAAGUCACUUAAAUUUUUUGUUUAGUUUUCCUUUUUUAUGUGUUUAUACGGUGAGGCACCGUGAAAAUAAAUGAAGGACAUUCUCUGAGAAACAAAUGUAGAAAACAUCACAAUAAUGUUCUGUUCUCUUAUCACGAUUGAAGGUGCAUGCGAAUGCGUCUGAAUGUGUGUGAGCGAGGUUUAGUGCGCUUACAUCAAACUAUGAUAUGGAAUUUCUUUUGGCAACUAAUGGAGCUUUCCUGUUGCCUGUACUUGGUACUGAUAUGAUCUCCCCGUUCCGUUUUGUUUCACUGCUCUCCACUACUUUGCUCACAUCUCUUGUUUUGUAUUCAUGACUAUGUGCUCCUCCACAUAAUUGUUGAUUAUAUACAGUUGCUGCUCCGUGUAAUUUUGGGUAGAGGGGAUUUGGGCAGGGAACAUAAAAUGUAACAGGGUCUGGUCCCAGUCAGCUCUGAUAAAGGAACUCGAUGGAGACUAACGCUGGCUGGAAGGCAAAGUCAAAUGCUGGAACAAAUGCAACGUGAAAAAACAAACAAAAAAAACCAAGUGAACUGUUUGUUCAGCCUUGUUUCAUGUUGAGCAUAGCAAGCCACGUGAAGCCACGUCCUCAUCCAGCCAGUCGUUCCUCUGUCCGACCAUCUGGGACACGACGCAAAACUACUGCUGGACACCUACACUGUAACUUUUUAACUUACAAUAAAGCAAUAAGUUAUUUUGUACCUUACAAAUGAAAAUAGUGCUAUUAUUGGUAAAAGCAGACAGGGUGUGGAUCAUUUUGCGGCAUUAAGACUUUAUUUUCAGAUAAAAAUUAUAUUUUUCUGUGUUGAGACCUUGCUCCCCUUGUACAGUAUAUUGAUUUCAAUGUUGAAUUGUCUUGUGUUCAUGUCAGGAAAAGGGCCAAUGCUUUGAAUUGAGCUUGUAGCGCCUUACACGAGGUCAGAAAGAUUAGGGAUGGCCCCUGCCAAGCUUUACAGAAUUUCUUUUCUCGUACCCACCCCCUGAGAAUUUCAAUUUUAAAAUGCUAAUAAAUUAUUCUAAAGUA
This is a messenger RNA of Phycodurus eques (leafy seadragon), 3282 nucleotides long. RefSeq names its product RNA-binding protein Musashi homolog 1-like. The transcript is spliced from 14 exons. Bases 65 to 1114 code for a protein of 349 amino acids. Gene Ontology annotation, molecular function: RNA binding. Lineage: Eukaryota; Metazoa; Chordata; Actinopteri; Syngnathiformes; Syngnathidae. Gene Ontology annotation, cellular component: cytoplasm. The record is from RefSeq and is a predicted model, not a curated record.